Penicillium malachiteum is the source of this 1827-nucleotide messenger RNA. RefSeq lists its product as uncharacterized. Gene Ontology annotation, cellular component: phosphopantothenoylcysteine decarboxylase complex. The transcript has a single exon. Lineage: Eukaryota; Fungi; Ascomycota; Eurotiomycetes; Eurotiales; Aspergillaceae. Gene Ontology annotation, biological process: coenzyme A biosynthetic process. Bases 1 to 1827 code for a protein of 608 amino acids. Gene Ontology annotation, molecular function: phosphopantothenoylcysteine decarboxylase activity; FMN binding. The record is from RefSeq and is a predicted model, not a curated record.
AUGGAGGUGGAUGGUGAUAGUGAUGAGACGGUGAUCGGUAGCAAGGAUGGCUAUCGAGUUUGCUGCGACCGAUCUUUGCGGACAGAGACAACCAGCCCACGACAUCGCCGAAUACUCCUAUCAACUGACAGCGCGUUCGCCGAUACCGUUCUCCAAUUGCUCGUUGACAAUCCACACAUUGAGCUGCGCUUAAUCACCGACGAACCCUCCGCGCUGCUGGCAGGCACGAACAAGAUUCCGCAUUACAUGGAUACGGUGGAUAGUACAACAUUUGACAAAAAGACUGGCGCGCGUAAAUGGCUCAAAGCCAAGGCAGCGGAGCUCUGUGAAUGGGCAGAUAUGCUUUUGGUUGCUCCGAUUGAUGCUGGCGCUCUUGGGUCCAUGUUGGCAGGUUUGACGAACACCUUGACCUUGGCACUUUUGCGUGGCUGGGUCUCGACAAAGCCUGUGGUUCUCAUUCCUGGAAUGACAGUGUCAGAAUGGGAUAACCCGAUGAGUGGUCGCCAACUUAAGGAGAUCCACCACUACUGGCCUUGGGUCCAUAUGGUUUCACCUGUGCUUUGGGAAUCCAAUGGACCAGAAGAUUUAACCCAGUGGCCAUGGUAUGGUCAGAAAGACCUACUCAAAACACUGGAGAAAGCUUUGAACUUGCCGCCAUGGGAUGCAUCUGUGGCUACUGCAUCAGCUGUGAAGGGCAAAUCAACUGUGGUGCAAACAUCCUCAAAAGCACUUGCGUCACCAUUAUCUGGAAGCAAUACAGUAUCGGCCUUACAACAUCUGCAAACUCAUUGGCCCAACCCAGAAUUCAAAGUUCGGUCACUUCCAGCAGAGCUUUGGCUCAACAUCUUCGAAGUCCAGCUGGGAGAUUGGGAAAUAGCCAAAGCUGUCGGGAUUCCAAAUAGACUUCCUGUCCCGCAAGAAUGGCAAAGCCAUCUAUUGAAAAUGUCAACCCCCGCAUCUCUCGAAUACACAAUCCUCAGGGGCUCAUUCGCCGCUAUUAAAAAGCGCAUUGAUGCACUUCCUCGAUGGAAGCCUCUGUCAGAUCUCGCCUGCCAUCUUAUAGUGAAAUUCUCCCGCACCGAUAUCCUCUCCUACCUCACCGAAAACCAUCUUGAUCUUCUAUGGACGACGUCUCGUCUAACAAAUAUCCCCUACCGCGCCUCGGCAAUCUAUGGCAACCCGACUGUCUUAACCUGGUGGCGUGACUCCCCAGCCCUUCCCACUAAAGAGUACAUAUCUGAUGCGAUGGAUGGAGCAUCGCGGGCCGGCUUCACCCAUGUAUUAGAUUGGUGGCUCUACUCUGGACUUCAGCUCAAAUACAGUGAACGUGCACUCGAGUCCGCCAGCGCUGAGGGCCGGGUUGCUGUACUUGACUGGUGGAAAGCGGCUUCAGCCAAAGCACCACGUCACAAACCUCUUCCCAUGAAAGUCGGCAAAUCCGUUCUCCUGGCUGCGCAGUCCGGGCAAACUGCAUCUCUAGCCUGGUGGGAUGCCUCAGGUAUUCCAUACAGUAAUGCUGAGAAUGUGGCCCGAAUCGCUAGUACACAUGGUCAUGUCCAUGUCCUGGACUUUUGGUAUCGACUCAAGGGACCAAAGAUGAUCUUCGAUAACCAGGUUCUUGUUGGUCCGACAAAGAAUGGUCACGAUCAUGUCUUGCAGUGGUGGAAGGACUGCGGCCUUCGCGUUGAGUUCAAGACCUGUGAUAUCGAAGAGGCUCUUGAAGAUGCAGCUCCAGGUGCAGAUGUCCGUGUUCGCAGUUGGUGGGAGCGAAACGGUCUCAAUCUAGGCCUCGGGACGAGAGAAUGGAUGAAGCCAAAGGUUCUUUAA